Molecule: messenger RNA, 1614 nt
Organism: Drosophila subobscura
Lineage: Eukaryota; Metazoa; Arthropoda; Insecta; Diptera; Drosophilidae
Exons: 2
Coding region: 154-1512 (452 amino acids)
Source: RefSeq, a predicted model, not a curated record
CAUUUCAGUAACACCUUUACACAAACAUCCAGACAGAUCGAUCUCUUCCAAAUUUAUUUUCGUCGGAAUAUUUUACAAAUUUGUAUUCUAAAUUUUGAGGUGUACGAAACGAAAUACUAAAUUUUAAUUGAAUAAAAUUUGCAAAAAUUCCGAAUGGACAAGCAGCAGAAGUCUGAUGCCUCUUGCGGCCGUUCCACUUCGAGCAGCAGUCGUCGCGUCAUGUGGAAAAUGGACACGGACGAUAAGGAUGAGGAGGUCUUCGACUCGGUCGUCACCUAUCGCUGGAUGCCAGCAGAGGUCACCGUUAGCACCAAGAAAUCGAAGAGCAAUCCAGAGGUGGCUGGCAGACAAGAGGUUGCCAAGAAGAACUGGCGCAUGAUGGUUACCGAGUUGGUCAAACGCAAGGACCUGAAGCAACAGGAGCCGCCAAGUACAUCUGGCGGUGUUGUACCAAAAGCCAAUUCUUUGGCGAAACUGGAGGGACUCGACGGCAACGAGCGCGCCAAGGCUUAUUGGAUGCAUCUAUUCGACAUACUUAGGAGGCAGAGGCGGGAAAAACAAAUGGCUGUGCCGGAGGAGGACGAGGAGGAGGAGGAAAAGGAUAUUCCUUUGAGCGGCAGUUCCAGCCUGGCCCUGCGCUACAAACCUUCCCACGAGUCGCUGAAGUACAAAAGGAGCAAAGACCGAGGACUGGAUCAGGAUCAGCAGCAGCCGAGCACCUCCCACGCGGCGGCUGCCAGCUUGAAUGUGGAAACCUGUGACCUGCCGCCGCACCAGACGUGUGUGGUGCGUGAGCCUCCGCCAUUGUUUGCUCACCGCGUGCGCAUCUCAAUGGCCAACGACACCGACUCGUGCAGCUCCGGGGAGGUGGAAGCGCGGAUUAACGGCCCCGCAUCAGAUGCCAGCAGCGUGGCCGGACUAUCGAAGCAUCUGUUGAGUGUCGUACUAACGACGCCCGCCUGCAGCUCCUUUACAAGCGAUCCUCAGGUGGCACCCAGGCGUGGCAACGUCAAGCGUACAAAGUCAUCUUCAGGCAGGGCACGUUCGCUCUCGGUGUCAGACAGAAAGUUGACUAUUCCCAGCAACAGCGUCACGGCCGCUGGGUCCCCCUCAGAGCCGGCCAGAAAGUUGAUUAUCGCCCGCCACAGCGUCAAGACGGGCGGUUCCCCCCCAGAGUCGGCCAAAAAGUUGACUAUCCCCAGCAACAGCGGUACGGAGGAGUCUGGCAAUCUGUUGACAAACUCCAGUGUCAGCAGCAAGGCACGCUCCACUUCGGAGUCAGGCAAAAACAGCAACACCACUGGCAGCGUGGUGCCUAAUCUGCGCCAGCGCCAGCAGGAGCUUCACCAUUACCGUGUCCUCGUCGAGAAGCGUCGCCUGGACUUGCUCGAGCUCAAGAUUGCUCGCGAACGUGAGGAGACUCUGCACCAGGACAUCCUCUUCCACAAAGAUUUGCAAAUCAAAGAGAAUCUCCUGAAAACCUACGACGACAACGAUGUCUCUCACGCUUAGGAACUCCAUUGCAGUUCACAGUGCCACCCCACACAGAUUAGUAACAACAAUUACAAUAGGAUAAACUAAAUUCGCCGAGGUCGCAGUACCUCAAAAAGCAUA